Messenger RNA from Encephalitozoon cuniculi GB-M1, 321 nucleotides. Its product is annotated as RNA pol Rpb4 domain-containing protein. The record is from RefSeq and is marked provisional. Bases 1 to 321 code for a protein of 106 amino acids. Gene Ontology annotation, biological process: DNA-templated transcription initiation. Lineage: Eukaryota; Fungi; Microsporidia; Unikaryonidae. The transcript has a single exon. Gene Ontology annotation, molecular function: nucleotide binding. Gene Ontology annotation, cellular component: RNA polymerase complex.
AUGAAGAUAAAAAGCAGGCCCAAGCUGCUGGCAAAGGUGGAUGCAUUAGAUAUAAUCAACAGAAACUUGGAGAGCCACAGUGACCAGAUGGAGCUUUUGGAGAAGGUGCAACUGUACUGUAAGUCUUCCAUGAGCAGGGAUGAUGCUGCAAGAACCAAGCAAAUCCUGAUCGACAUGGGCCUUACCGAGUUCGAGUCCAUACAACUGCUUGACUUCAGCCCCAAGUCCAUCGUUUGCCUCCAGCUUGUGGUAGAGGAUAUGGAGGAGAGGUUCACCGACGAGGAUCUCUUCAGAAUCCUCAAUCUGUUCAACAACAAAUGA